AUGCCCCGCCCACCUCCUUCCCCUUCACCCUCACAAGCUGGCUCGCAGGUCAACGGUGGCCAGCAAAACGGCAUACCCAUGGUCAACGGCCUGCCCUCCGGGGGCCAGCAGACGGAUAUGAAUCACCUAUGGGCGGUGGUGCAGCAGCUGAGUCAGCUGUUGGAGGAGAAUAAGGCGCAGACAGCAGGGAUUGUGAACGGGGUUGCUGCGAUACAAGGACGGGCAGCGGAGGAAGGUGGUGCGGUGGGAGGGCUGGGAAUGAGGGAGGUCAAUGGGGAAUUGAAUGCAGCAUCGAAUGCCCACCAGAUCUCCACGCUCCAAAACCAGCUGUCCUCCGCCCAACAAACCAUCUCCGCCCUGACCGCCACAAACACAUCCCUUUCCGCGCUUUUAACAGACUACGAGUCCGCACUGACCCUCCUCCUCGAUAAAUUGCGUCCAUACGCCUAUUCUCAGACGACUUCCAUCCUCGCGUUGCACAAACACUACCAGGCACUCUUAGACACAGAGCGCAACACAUCUAUGGGUUUGAGGCUGGAGCAUGCAGAGUGGCAAGCAGGGCUGAGCCGCGUGGCGGACAAUGCGAGGAAUGCGUUGAGAUCACAGGGAGAAGUCGAGGAGGGGCUGAGAAGAGAAAUCAGGGAGGUGAAGGAGGAGAACAGGGUUCUGAGGCGGUUGGUGGGGUGGGAGGAGAAGGAGAGCAGCGAUGAAGAGCAAGAAGAGAAGGUCCAACCAUAA
Cucurbitaria berberidis CBS 394.84 is the source of this 738-nucleotide messenger RNA. RefSeq lists its product as uncharacterized. NCBI's taxonomy places the organism in Eukaryota, Fungi, Ascomycota, Dothideomycetes, Pleosporales, Cucurbitariaceae. The transcript has 2 exons. The record is from RefSeq and is a predicted model, not a curated record. Bases 1 to 738 code for a protein of 245 amino acids.